AUGUUCAAGCUAGUGUCCUCCAUGUUCAAAACGGCCCCGGUCUCCGUGAUACCGGUUACCCGAGAGGUUGUGCAGAAGAGAAGCAGUCUCUGCUCAAAACUGCAGCACAUUUACAAGGCGCAGAUUGGCCUGCUUUCGAAUGCGCUACCAAGGGAAACUGUGGACCGGAUUCCCUUGUUGAAGUAUUACACGGCGUUUGGACAGCAGUAUCUCGACCAGUUAUCGGAGCUGGAGAACGGUGAGUUGGAGAAGACCGAGUUCUCAGAGGAGCGCUUUCUCGCGUUGAUAAACAAACAGCUCGACUCCAAGGUGCUGGAGCUUGAGAGCAUCAACCAACGGAUCACGCCGAGCGACUUGAGGCUGCUAGACGAGAACUACUCCAAGCAGAUCGACGCCUUUUUCUCCCACUUCCACACGAACCGCAUAGCGGCCUCGUUUGAGCUCAAAGAAUACAUAUACCCUGAGCCGCUUUUACAGGUGCACGACGCCAAGAGCGUUGUCGACCAGGCCGUGAAGACCACGUCGCAGAUGUUGACAUUAAACGACUACCCGGUGCCGAAGUUCAAGCAAGUGUCAGCCGUCGACGGAGAUCUCAGUGUCUACUGUAUUGCCCCCCAUGUCGUGCAUAUAAUGUUCGAGUUGUUCAAAAAUGCCACGCUCCCUUCCAUCACACACGGGAAGCCCAUUCUGAUCAGCAUAUAUGGCGAGGAGGCCGACCCGAGCACAAUAGUGUUCAAAAUCAAAGACAACGGGGGUGGGAUGCCUCCUUCCAUGGUGAAAAAGAUCUGGCAAUUCCACUACACCACCACCCAGGAUAACGAGCGUGACCCAAUCCACGGUUUUGGCAUGGGCUUACCCUUGUGCAAAGUGUUUGCUGAGUUCAACGACGGCUCCUUAACGUUGGUGAACGAAGAGGGGGACGGUGUGACUGUGUAUUUGAAGCUCCCUAGAGGGGUCCGCAAAUAA
Messenger RNA from Pichia membranifaciens NRRL Y-2026, 966 nucleotides. RefSeq lists its product as hypothetical. Gene Ontology annotation, cellular component: mitochondrion. Gene Ontology annotation, biological process: protein phosphorylation; regulation of glucose metabolic process. NCBI's taxonomy places the organism in Eukaryota, Fungi, Ascomycota, Pichiomycetes, Pichiales, Pichiaceae. The record is from RefSeq and is a predicted model, not a curated record. The transcript has a single exon. Gene Ontology annotation, molecular function: pyruvate dehydrogenase (acetyl-transferring) kinase activity. Bases 1 to 966 code for a protein of 321 amino acids.